This is a messenger RNA of Ctenocephalides felis (cat flea), 1703 nucleotides long. Its product is annotated as coronin-6-like. Gene Ontology annotation, biological process: actin filament organization. Gene Ontology annotation, molecular function: actin filament binding. The record is from RefSeq and is a predicted model, not a curated record. Lineage: Eukaryota; Metazoa; Arthropoda; Insecta; Siphonaptera; Pulicidae.
GUCGCGCAUUGCCUAAUAUGGCGUUGCUAUCCAAAACCGUUUUGCAGUUUUGAUCAACCUAGAUUUGGCUUGCCAAUGUUAAUUUCUAUUUAAUAAUUUUAUCCUAGAAAUCGCUUGUACAUAUUUAUAAAAGGAUGUCGUUUCGAGUUGUGAGAAGUUCUAAGUUUCGUCACGUUUAUGGGCAAGCUUUGAAAAGAGAACAGUGCUAUGAUAACAUACGUGUGUCCAAGAGUUCUUGGGAUUCAACAUUUUGUGCUGUUAAUCCAAAAUUUCUAGCAAUCAUUGUCGAAUCCGCAGGGGGCGGUGCCUUUAUUGUUUUGCCUCAUAGCAAGGUUGGUAGAAUUGCUGCUGAUCAUGCUCUGGGGGGCCAUAAAGGUCCGGUUUUGGAUAUAGCUUGGUGUCCACAUAAUGACAAUGUCAUUGCUUCAGGAUCUGAAGAUUGCGUUGUGAAGGUAUGGCAAAUCCCUGAUGGUGGAUUGUCUCGAAAUACUGAACCAGUAGUGGAUUUACUAUAUCACCAACGCCGUGUAGGUUUGGUAUUAUGGCAUCCUACCGCUCAAAAUGUACUGUUGACUGCAGGCUCAGACAAUCAGGUUGCUAUUUGGAAUGUGGGUACUGGAGAAAUAUUAUUUCAUCUUGAUUGCCAUCCUGAUGUUGUUUACUCAGCAUGUUGGAACUGGGAUGGUUCCAAAUUAUUAACAACAUGUAAAGAUAAGAAAAUAAGAUUAAUUGAUCCACGAACUGGUGAAGUAGAGUCAGAAGCCAUUUGCCAUGAAGGGAGCAAGGCUACGCGAGCAAUCUUUUUGAAACAUGGACUUGUAUUUACUACUGGGUUUUCUAAAUCAUCAGAAAGGCAGUAUUCCUUAAGGGCACCAGAUUCACUUUCUGAACCAAUUGUGAUGGUGGAACUGGAUACCUCUAAUGGUGUAAUGUUUCCAUUAUAUGAUCCUGAUACUAGUUUAAUUUUCUUAUGUGGAAAGGGUGAUUCGGUUAUAAGAUACUUUGAAGUAACACCCGAACCUCCAUUUGUACAUUACAUCAACACUUUCCAAACACCUGAUCCACAAAGAGGAAUAGGAAUGAUGCCAAAACGUGGCUGUGAUGUUACUACAUGUGAAAUUGCUAAAUUUUACAGGCUUAACAACUCAGGAUUUUGCCAAGUAAUAUCAAUGACCGUACCUCGUAAAUCUGAAUUAUUCCAAGAAGAUUUAUACCCUGAUACUUUAUCGGAUGAGGCUGCAUUAUCUGCAGAAGAAUGGGUUGAGGGCAAAGAUGCGGAACCAAUCCUUAUAUCAUUGAAGGGUGGCUAUGUCUCUCAACAAAGCAAUACUCAAUUAACAGUUACAAAGAAACCAAACGUUCUUGAUAAAAUUCCACCAAGCGGUGCCAAAGCUGCUGCCAUUACAAGUAUUGGAGGUCAAACAGCUAAUACUUCAAUAGUGUCUGAGAAAGCUAUGCAAGAAUUUGCAGAAGAAAUUCGUAAAUUGAAAGCUGUUAUAGUAAAGCAUGAAAACCGCAUCAGAUCAUUGGAGGGGCAAGUGAAGACGUUAUCGGAUAAUGACUCAUGCUCUGUUCCCACUAGCGGUGGCGGAGACAAGAAAAGCUCAGCUGUAGAGUCUGAUAUUGACUUACAAAACAUGGCCAUUGAUGAAGUUUAAUAGUUAUAAAAUUAAGGUAAUUAAUUAUUGAUAUUAGGUAAGAUA